AUGAGUACUAGUGGGAAACAUCUGUUUUAUAGAGACAGAAAAGAAUGGAAUGACAUUACUCCUGUUCCUCAAGAUGAUAAUGGUCGGCACAUUGUAAAUAUAGCAUAUUCAGAAGAAUUUGUUGACGCACAUGAUUAUUUCCGUGCAGUUUUGUUAAAAAAUGAACUUAGUGAGAGAACAUUUUCUUUAACAUCAGAGAUUUUAUUAAUGAAUCCUGCCAACUACACGGCUUGGGAAUAUAGAAGAAGAAUCAUCAAAGAAAUUUCGUCAGAUCUUAAUGCUGAAUUGCGUUUUGUGGGUGGCCUUAUUGAAGAAUAUUCGAAAAACUAUCAAUUAUGGCAUCAUCGCCAGUGGAUUGUAGAAGAAUUAUCAAAACAGACUGCUAACGGAUCAUGUAACACACAUCUAACACAUCUCAGUUCUGAGGAACUUAGUUUCACUGAUGAUGUUAUCUCGGAUGAUCCAAAGAAUUAUCAUGCAUGGCAGCAUCGUCGAUGGAUUGUGACAUUUUUUAAAAUAUCUGUUGAAGACGAACUGGCAUUCACUGAACGAAUGCUUUUAAUCGAUGUACAUAAUAAUUCAGCGUGGAAUCAUCGUUUCUACAUAAUCACGCUUGAUGAAGGUUUGUCACCAGCUGUUCUUACACGUGAAAUCGAUUUUGUGCAGAAGCGAAUCACUUUUGCACCGAAUAAUGAGAGUUCAUGGAAUUAUUUCUACGGUUUACUAGUACCUCUUGUGCAUAACAGAAAGUAUAUUUCCUCGGAGACAUCUAAACCAUCAGAUGAAAAAUCUUCCAGUAAUGUGACUGAUUUAAUGCCUAAACUUCAGCUUAUGCUAAAGUUUGUUGAAGAUUUAAUGGCAGUUGAUCGUACUGUUGUUGACUGUUUAGCUCCACUCAGCUUCUUAGUUGAAGUGUAUACUGAUUACUUGGAAUUACAUUUUAUGAAACAGUCAAAUGGCUGUGGCGGCACACCAAGAAAACAAGACAGUCCGCAUGUUGAUGCAUCAAUAGGUGAUUCUCUGAACACGACAUACGAUCCUAAAACUAUUUUUGAUCGUGCCAUCUCCCUAUGUGAUCGUUUGGCUAAUGAAGUGGACAGAAUUCGAGCCACUUAUUGGCAGUAUCGUGCUCGUCAAUUAACGUGUUUCGCCAAGAAAGUCAACUUACCAUGUGACAUCAUCAUAUCGUAGAUGUUAUAACUGAUUGCAUCUGUGAGACUACAUAUUUCAUAUUUUCUAAUCAAGACUGUAUUUCGUCCUUUGAAUUUAACAAUACAAAUAUUCCUGCUAUGAGAUUUUCGCUUUUGUGAGGG
Messenger RNA from Trichobilharzia szidati, 1313 nucleotides. Lineage: Eukaryota; Metazoa; Platyhelminthes; Trematoda; Strigeidida; Schistosomatidae. The record is from the annotation of a GenBank genome assembly.